UUUCGCAAGGUAGGAAGUGCAGCAUCGUCAACAAAAAACAUACGCUGUGGAGUACCACAGGGUUCAAAUAUCUGUCCAUUGUUAUUUCGCUUGUAUGUCAACGAUCUCCCGAACUGUCUAAGAUACUCUAGUGCUGAAAUGUAUCCGGAUGAUACGAAUUUGACGGCGUGUUCCGAUGAUAUUAAUACUUUACAAGCCAUUUUGAAUUCGGACUUGAACAAUAUCCAUCAGUGGAUAGUAGCCAAUAAAUUAACUUUGAAUGUUGGUAAAACAGAGUAUAUGAUUAUUGGAACACGGCAGAAAUUUAAAAAUUUCUCAAGUGAAACGAAUAUGAACAUGGGUGGGAAAAACUUAACACAAGUCGUUUCUAAAAAAGUCUUAGGCAUAAUAAUAGAUGAUCAAUUACGCUUGGAUGAACAAAUAGACAACAUAAGUAACAAAGUAUCUCAAAGGCAUCGUCAUGUUACGGCGAGCUAA
This is a messenger RNA of Paramuricea clavata, 477 nucleotides long. Lineage: Eukaryota; Metazoa; Cnidaria; Anthozoa; Malacalcyonacea; Plexauridae. The record is from the annotation of a GenBank genome assembly.